Messenger RNA from Plectropomus leopardus (leopard coralgrouper), 1835 nucleotides. RefSeq names its product nudix (nucleoside diphosphate linked moiety X)-type motif 3b (gene nudt3b). Gene Ontology annotation, molecular function: bis(5'-adenosyl)-pentaphosphatase activity; bis(5'-adenosyl)-hexaphosphatase activity; diphosphoinositol-polyphosphate diphosphatase activity. Gene Ontology annotation, cellular component: cytoplasm; nucleus. The record is from RefSeq and is a predicted model, not a curated record. Lineage: Eukaryota; Metazoa; Chordata; Actinopteri; Perciformes; Serranidae. Gene Ontology annotation, biological process: adenosine 5'-(hexahydrogen pentaphosphate) catabolic process; diadenosine pentaphosphate catabolic process; diadenosine hexaphosphate catabolic process.
UAAUGGCGACCGUGCCGUAGAUGUGCCUAGGUUUGUGAAAAUGAAGCGAAGAAGAAGUUAUUUCUUUUAACUAAAACGCCGAGGUUCCCCGGAGGAGGACUUUGCGUCUACAACCAUCACCUUUAUAAGUGGUAAACUUAGCUGUACUUUUCAACUUUUGUGCCCUUUUGAAAUGAUGAAGCUCAAGUCGAACCAAACCCGGACGUACGACGGGGACGGCUACAAGAAGCGGGCCGCCUGCCUGUGCUUCAGGAGCGAGACGGAGGAGGAGGUGCUGCUGGUGAGCAGUAGUCGACAUCCAGACAAGUGGAUCGUUCCUGGAGGGGGCAUGGAGCCCGAGGAGGAGCCCAAUGUUGCUGCAGCUCGAGAAGUGUGUGAAGAGGCCGGUGUGAAGGGGACUUUAGGUCGCUUAGUCGGAGUAUUUGAGAACCAAGAGAGGAAACACAGAACCUACGUCUACGUUCUUAUUGUAACAGAGCUGCUGGAGGACUGGGAGGACUCAGUCAACAUUGGGAGGAAAAGGGAAUGGUUUAAAAUAGACGAUGCCAUACAAGUGUUGCAGUGUCACAAGCCCGUGCAGGCCACCUACUUCGAGGCUCUCCAGGAGAGUUGCCUGACCAGUAACGGAACGCCUUUGGUGGCCACGAUAGGCGGGGACCUCUCCCCUACCUACAGCAUCAAUCAGAGCUCCGUCUCGGGUAUCAGAUAACUAAAACCCUAACUCUGACACCUCCUGGGAGCUUUCACCACCACUUGCGCUCUUACUUGUGUCAUUUCUCUUCUCUGUUCUUUCUCUUUUCUCUUUGCUGUCUCAAUAACAUGGUUUGCCUUGCCAACUCCUUUGUGCCAGAGCGGCGGCACAGACUUGAUGACAAGUGUUGGUUGAAUAGUCUGAAACACUUUGUAAAUGUAAAUGUAAUUUUUGACCCCUGUUCUUUUUUUUUUUUUCUUUUUACUGACAUCUGCAUGAAAUGUCCCCCCCCUCAUUCUCUUUCCUUAACGCGCCCUUAGCGUGGUGUUUAUUGAAUGCAAGAACUACUUUUUACUGUUGUAAUGUAAAAGUGUAUACUUAGUGCUUAAGCUGAAGGCUUUUGGUGGUCUUUUUAAAGUCUCCUCCAUUUUCUUUUCGGUUAUUUUUCUGUGAAUGAAUGUUCCCAUUAGUGUACCCCCUCCCCCCCUGUUAAUAAGGAUAGGAAAUGUUGUCUGUAUCUGAAUGAUCAGAACUGUGGGAAGUGUCUUGCAUGAGCACUGUUAUGUUGUGUCUCACUCGCUCGAGUGACCUGAUGCUGACUGUGCAACAGACUUGUGGUAAGGUCUCUUCAUUUGCUCCUUAUCGUGGUUAUUGAUGUCUCUUUAAUCAGAAGGAUACGGCCCCUUGCUAGUUUUUUCAAGUGUCAACUGUGUUUCUCUCUUAUUUGGGAAGCGAGCCAAGCACUACAGGUUUCACUCUCCAACAGCAGAUAUAUAUACUGUAAAGAGAGAGAAAGAAUGUCAACACAAUGUCAAAUGAACCACCUUUCUCCUCAGUGUCUUUACCUCCUUUUUAAUCCUUUUUCCUUUUUUUAAAACUGAUUUCUUGUGACUGACUACAAAGUCUUCCUCCAAACACAGAGGGUAGAAGUAGAUAUAAAAAAAAUCAUGGACUUAUUGUAAUUUCAAAAAAUGCAGCACAUAUCACUUAAGUUAUUAAAACCCAUUUCCAUGUUUUACUCCUCACAUUCAGUUUGGUUAAAUUGUUUACACUGUGUUCCUAAUGGCACAGGUGACUUUAGUGGGCACUCAUUAUGGUCUUUUUUUUUUUUUUUCUCUUUCUUUAGUAUUUAAUCUGCAUCCCC